UGGCUGCUGCAUCCAUAGUGAGCCGGGAGCCCAGGUUGUGCCGCUGCUGCUCCCCAGCGGGGUGUGUGCGGGGAGAGACCUGCACUAACCGCCCUCGGUGCCCAGCCGGGGGGACUCUCUGCGGGGGCUGGAACCAGCCCCUGGGGCAGCCCCGGGCUCUGCCGACACCAGCCCCUGAGCCGGAGCCUGCAGGAGCUGGUGACCUUUGAGGAGGCGGCUGUGUAUUCCACCGAGAGGCACAUCUCACCGCAGGGCCCCCUGCAGGUUCGCCAUGCAGGAGAACUACGAGAACGUGAUCUCGCUGGCGGAGGAGAUUGCGAUCAGCUGGCCCCGGAUAACUGCUUUUGCCGAGUCCCACAGGAGGAGAGGAUUGGUGUCCGGUAUAGAGAUGGAGUCAGAGCAGGGCCAGCUGGAGCCAGCCCAGGUGCAGAACUCAGCCACGGCUGGGCCCAGCGAAGGAGGGAUGACCCCUGACUUGCGUCGGCAGCUGGGUCUCAUCCUGCAGACCGCCGGCCGGAGCCAGGUGGAGAAGAUGCUGCGGGAGCUGGUGAGGGAGCAGAGCCAGGAGGGCAAGCGCAAGGCUCGCAAGAAAGCCACAAGGAGUCCCAAGGAUGGAGCAGGUGACGGGGCACCAAGUGACAAUGAGGAGGAGACUCCCCCACAGGAAGGCUCUGAGAAGGCGGAGUCACCCGAGGCCUUGCCAGGAAAAACCGAGGGCCCUGAUCAGGGUAAAGCCAGCGGGAGCCAGUGCCGGUCAGAAGGGCAGCCACCGCAGCAGAAGAGCCCCGCGCUGGGGAAGCAAGAGGGCAAAGCCACUCGCCGCACUGGCCUCAAGAAGGGGAAAGAGCCCCCACUGUCGCAGCAGCAGCGGGGGGCAGGCGUCUGCACCGAAUGCGGGAAGGACUACGGCUGCGGGCGGGCAGCACAGCGGGUGCAGACGCCGGAGAAGCCGCACCAGUGCGGGGAGUGUGGGCGCUGCUUCCGCCAGCGCUCCAUCCUGGCCAAGCACCAGAAGAUCCACACAGGGGAGAAGCCCUACCGCUGUGACGACUGUGGCAAGUGCUUUAGCCGCGGCUCCAACCUGACACAGCACCAGCGUAUCCACACCGGCGAGCGCCCCUUCCACUGCGGUGACUGCGGCAAGAGCUUCAUCCAGAAGUCGGACCUGGAGCGGCACCAGCGUGUCCACACCGGCGAGCGCCCCUACCAGUGCGGCCAGUGUGGCAAGUGCUUCAGUGUCAGUUCCCACCUGGACCGGCACCGGCGCACCCACCUGGGGGAACAGCGCCGCCACCAUGCCUGCGGAGGAAGCAAGGGCUGCAGCAGCGGCCCGUCAGCCCGGCACCGGGCCUGCCAGGCUGAGGAGGAAGAGGAGGAGGAGGCAGUGGCUGCCCACCAGUGUCCCGAGUGCGGGAAGUGCUUUGCCCAGCGGGCCUCACUCUCCAAGCACCGCAAGACCCAUAGCGGCGAGCGGCCCUACCAGUGUGGUGACUGUGGCAAGCGCUUCAGCCGCAGCUCCAACCUGACCCAGCACCAGCGCAUCCACACCGGCGAGCGCCCCUUCCAGUGUGGCGACUGCGGCAAGCGCUUCAUCCAGCGCUCCGACCUGGAGCGGCACCAGCGCGUCCACACCGGCGAGCGGCCCUACACCUGCCCCGACUGCGGCAAGAGUUUCAGUGUCAGCUCCCACCUGGACCGGCACCAGAAGAUCCAUGCUGCUGAGCAGGCCUCCUACCGCUGCCCUGAGCACCUCAAGGGCUUCCUGGCCGCCCACCAGCAUGGCAAACUCUUCAAGUGCUCCGACUGUGGACGCUGCUUCAGCCAGAGCGCGGCACUGAUCAAACACCAGCGGGUGCAUGCCAGCGAGAGGCCCCACCAGUGCACGGACUGUGGGAAGAGCUAUGUGGCCUGCGGCGCUGGCCCCAAGGCCCAGGCAGCAGCUGGAGGGAAGCCCCACAAAUGCUCCGACUGCGGGAAGAGCCUGGGUGGCAUCUCACCCCCUGUGCUGCACCCCAGACUGCGCGCCCAGCAGUGCAUGGACUGCGGGAAGAGCCUGGCAGCGGGGAAGCCCCCGCCACCACCGGCGGAGAAGCCAUUCAAGUGCACAGACUGCGGGAAGGGCUUCGGGCAGCGCUCGGCCCUGGUGAAACACCAGCGGAUCCACACGGGUGAGAAGCCCUACGCCUGCCCUGACUGUGGAAAGGGCUUCAUCCAGAAGUCGGACCUGACCAUCCACCGUCGCAUGCACACCGGGGAGAAGCCCUACCGCUGCCCUGAGUGCGGGAAGUGCUUCAGCGUCAGCUCCAACCUCAUCACCCACCAGCGCACCCACCUGGGCGAGAAGCCCUACCAGUGCUCUGAGUGCGGCAAGAGCUUCAUCCAGCGCUCGGAGCUCACCAUCCACCAGCGCGUGCACACUGGCGAGAAACCCUACAAGUGCCCCGAGUGCGGGAAGUGCUUCAGCCGUAGCUCCCACCUCAACCGGCACCAGCGCACCCACGCCGGCGACAAGCCCUCACUGCUCUCCACCACCAAGAACUCCACCGCUGCCACCAGCAGCCCCCUGCAGGCCUCCUCUGCCUUCUCCUCUGCCUCCUUCUCCUCCCCGCUGGGCACCUCCUCUGCCCCCCUCCCCGCUCUACCCUCUUUCCCUUCCUCCCCCUCCCCCAUCUCCAUCCCCGCCCUCUCCAGCAACCCGCUGGAUCUGCCCUGGGCCCUGUCCUUCCCAUCCCGUGGCUUCCCCCACCCUUCCUUCCCCUCGCCUGCUCCGUCCGGGGCCCCAGCCUCAUCACUGAUAAACUAACCGCCCCCCGCAGCCUCUCUGUUCCCCCUCGCUCCCCCUAAUUCUUGCCUGCAUCCCUCCUUACUCCCCAUGAAUCUUGCCUCUUCCCCUCCAAUCUCCCACCUGGCACCACAUAAUCUCAACUCUCCCCCUCCUGGUACCCCAUGAAUCUCGCAUUUCUCUCCAACACUCCCAUUGUCCCCACUCAUCCCCCCACCCCCCAUCCCUACCAGCACUGCCAAGUCUCUUGCAGUUUCAUGGUGAGUCUCGUGAUAUUUGACGUUUUCCCUAAAGCCUCAGUUCCUGGAGUCAGGGGAUUUUCAUGAGACUCUCAGCUUUGAAAGUUUCUCGUCCUCCUGGUUGUAGAGAAAGGCAGGAAAACAUGAUCCCUGGUGACUCAGACACCAGAAGGCAAAUAAUCCCAAUGCUGAAUUUAGUAUUUUUAAGCCAACUUCCUGAUUGUUUUGGGGCCUGCAAAGGCAUGGGGUUAGUGAUACUGCAAUGGGGCUAUAGUCUUUCUCCUUUCCCCAGUCCUUCUCUUCCUUCGGCAUUCACGCCAUCCACCUCCUCUCUCCUUACCAUCCUUUUGGCCUUUCCCCCAGGCACUUCUGGUUCCUCCACUUCUCCCUUCCAUGUCCCCAGUGCCUGUACCAGUGGCCCCUCCGAUUCUGCCGCACGACAUCCUCGUUCAGCCCUGCAGGGCUGGACCAGAUCCCCUCCCUGGCUCGUCACCAGCUUUGGCCCCUCUCUGGGCAAGGCGGUUGCUGAGCCCUCUCCAUCUCUGAUGCUCUCCGUCUUCACUCUGUGUGAUCCCCACAGGGAUCACGGUGCUGUUGUAAAAGGAAUCUUAGGAGGCCCAGGCCAGAAUGGAAAGGCAGAUAGGCCGAGACUGGAAGCAUCCUGUGCUGAGAGCAGCAGCAAAGUCCCAUGCUCCUCCGGUGAGUGGAAUGAACAAUUAAAUCCCUACCCUGCAGAGUUCAAGUGUCCAGAGACACAACUGCCUAGCAAGCCGAGCCUCUGACUGCGUGGGCUACUGGAGGGCUGGCAUCUCCGUACCUGUAGACCAAGCAUAGGUUGGUGGGGGAAGGCUAGAGUUAGAGCUGGUCAACAUUUGUCACAUUUUGAUGAAAAAUUAUGUUGACCUUUUGAAUUUUGAUGAAAAAGAAAAGACAAGAAAUUAAUUUUCCAACAUUGAUUGUGAAUCUCCCCCGCCCUUUUUUUUUUUCCUUCUUCUUUUUGAAUAUCUCUAGAGCAUGGCCAACAUUGUCUGGACUUUCAAAACUUCUUGGCAAAUUUUAGAAUUUUGAAAACUGGACCUGACAUUUUUAUUUUUAUUUUUUUGCUUCCCCUCCCCUUCCACCCUGUUUUUCAACUGCCUCUAGUUAGGAUCAUCAGUGAAAAGCUAGGUAACAGUUAUCACUCAAACUAAUUUCAUUUGGCUUGUCCCGUAUUUCUGCUUCCAUCUUGGAUCAAUUACUAUCUCUGACUGCUCUUGCGACUCUGUUUUCCAAGUCUGUUUCGAUUUUUCUUUUUUUAAAUUUUUGUAACCUUGUAAAUAGACUGGUGAUAGUUUUAGACUCUGUAAAUAUUUUUUAAAAAUCUAUUUUCCUGUUACUCGUAGAGGAGAAUGCUGUGUUUUAAACACCUGCUGUACUGUAAUGAAGAAGGAGGGAGUCUGGGAGGACUGAUCCGGACUUAGCCACUCUCCCAGCACACUACUUGAUACCCAAAGAGAGAUUCCCCUUCAGCCCCAGACCAUUUAAGAAAUGAAAGAGUCGGUGUGGUAGCAGGUAGCAGCAAAUACUUGAGGCUACUUAAAUCCAUAUUUAGGCUGAUGUAUCCAAACGCCAAGUGUCCAGCAUAUCCCAAAUCACCCUUGCAUUUUGCAACUGCUGUCACAUAUUCCCACAUCCCAGCUGGAAUUUCAUGCACACACACCCACCCGCAAGUGUUUGCCUUCAGCUCCCUCUUUCUGCCACAUGUGAGCAGGCAAGGCGCCUCCCUGACUUGCCUUUCGCUGCCCCCUGGCACUGGAUCCCAGCAGGGAAGGAAUGCAUGGGAAAAGCAGAAGGCAGCAGCAGUGGGCCCAGCUGGCAGGGAUGGAAUAUGAGGAGAUUCCGUACAAGCCACAUGAUCCCCUGGCUGCCUCGCAGACAGCAGCCCUGACACUGCAGCAUCCAUCCUCCCCAGCAUUUUCAGCACCCUUCAGACAGCACGGAGACACUCUCGUCACACUCAAGAACACACUCCACCCAUCUCCCUGCAGCUUUCCAAGGUUUGUGUAGCCUCAUGUCCUGCCCCAUCAUUGCUGGGGGCACAGCAGUGUCAGAAGAUAAGAACAUAACAAUGGCCAUACUGGGUCAGACCAAUGGUCCCUCUAGCCCAGUAUCCUGUCUUCCAACAGUGGCCAAUGCCAGGUGCCCCAGAGGGAAUGAACAGAACAGGUAAUCAUCAAAU
Mauremys mutica (yellowpond turtle) is the source of this 5239-nucleotide messenger RNA. Its product is annotated as zinc finger protein 665-like. The transcript is spliced from 5 exons. Gene Ontology annotation, biological process: negative regulation of transcription by RNA polymerase II; regulation of cytokine production; regulation of immune system process. NCBI's taxonomy places the organism in Eukaryota, Metazoa, Chordata, Testudines, Geoemydidae. Bases 272 to 2803 code for a protein of 843 amino acids. The record is from RefSeq and is a predicted model, not a curated record.